AUGCCAAACGGAGCCGGGUCUAAGUCUUCAGCCUCGGCUGCAGUCGGAGUGGGCGACGGCGACUCCAUUCUCAACACCGGCAACAGUAACGUCAACGGCAGUUACUCCAAAGCUUUGAGCUCGGGCGCGGUGUCGCCCGCAUCGAAGAAGUCACCUCGCCUUCCCAAGUGUGCUCGGUGCAGGAAUCACGGCUACGUGUCGGCCCUGAAGGGGCACAAGAGAUUCUGCAUGUGGAGAGAGUGCCAAUGUAAGAAGUGCAACUUGAUCGCAGAGAGACAGCGGGUCAUGGCAGCACAGGUGGCUCUCAGGAGACAGCAGGCUCAAGAGGAGGAACUGGGCAUCAGCCGACCCAUUCCGCUGCCCGGGGCCGCCGAACUGCUCAUCAAGCGGGAGAAUGCAACACCGAACAGUUCGUGCGCGUUGGGCACCGGGGGAUCGGGCUUGCCGUCCAACCCCAGCACCCCAGUCACUUCCUCAGAGGGGCGACUGCAUCUCCAGGAUAUCCCGUCCAUAACCAGCAGAGGGCACCUGGAUGCCACCCCAGACCUAGUAGUGGACUCUUCCUACUACAGCAACUUUUAUCAGCCAUCUCUCUAUCCAGCUUACUACAACAAUCUUUACAACUAUCCCCAGUACCAAGUGGCUGUGGCAGGGGACUCACCUGCUUCUGAUGUAGGUUCAACUUUGGGAGGGACAACCGUGAAAAACAGUCUUCGAGGACUGUCUGCAUCAUUUGUUUCUGGCCAAACAGGAAGCCAGUGGCCGCAAAUGAAAUCCCCAGAGAGUCGGUUUUCAGGCCACAAUGUGACACCUCAGUACAGGAUGCAUUCCUACUACUCUGCUGCCUCCUACCUGGGACAGGGGCUGAGCACGGCAGCUUGCGUUCCUCAGCUGUUCACUCUUGAAGAUGGCUCCUCCUUCUCAGAUGUAAAAUCCAACGUAUUUUCACCUUCCAGUAAUCAGGACUCAGGUUUGAUCUCUCUGUCCAGCAGUUCCCCUGUCAGCAAUGGAAGUAUUAAACAAGAAUGUGAAUCUGUCGCCGACUCUGGCACCUUCUCUGUCGAUUCCAUUAUUGAGAAUGCAGAGUGA
Messenger RNA from Mobula hypostoma (lesser devil ray), 1089 nucleotides. It is a transcript of the gene dmrt1, whose product is annotated as doublesex and mab-3 related transcription factor 1. NCBI's taxonomy places the organism in Eukaryota, Metazoa, Chordata, Chondrichthyes, Myliobatiformes, Myliobatidae. The record is from RefSeq and is a predicted model, not a curated record. Gene Ontology annotation, biological process: germ cell development; regulation of transcription by RNA polymerase II; sex differentiation. The coding region runs from base 1 to 1089 and encodes 362 amino acids. Gene Ontology annotation, molecular function: RNA polymerase II cis-regulatory region sequence-specific DNA binding; DNA-binding transcription factor activity, RNA polymerase II-specific. The transcript is spliced from 5 exons. Gene Ontology annotation, cellular component: nucleus.